AAGGCGGGAAAUUGGUAAUUAAAAUGGAGACCAGUAAAGACUCGAGUAAAGAUUUGUUCCUUUGGCAGAGGGCUUUGUUCCUUGAAGGUCAGACCUUGAGAUCAAGAGCAGAAUCUUUUAGAAUAAGAGCUAGUCAGCUUCAUUGCUCUUACCUGUUAAACUCCAACAAAGGAGAGAAAUUGCAGCUGCUUGAUUUAUUGAACCGUCAUUUACAUCAAUACUCAUCAGUAAUUGACACCCAGGACACCAGUAGAGGUUUAAAUAAUUUUGCUCAGUCAGUUGAAGCAGUCAUCAGUUCUGGAGUGCGAGGGGCAGUACGUGAAGUCAGAAAUGAUAGUAAGCAUUGGAGGACUGGAUUGAAUAAAGAUAUUGCCAUGACAAUACCUUCUGUCCAAGAACUGAUGAAGAGAGAGAAGGUUAGAGACGUCAGGUUUUCUCUCCCUAAUUCCAUUCCUACUGUCCCUCCUAUACCAUCAUUGGAACCACACCCACCAACCCCUCCUCCCUUGCCUCCCCCUAUAACCUCUACUAAAAGUCAGGGCGUUUAUCAGACCCAGUAUAGCAGAUCAAAAUCUGUUUCGGAACCUCUACAUGAAGAUGUUUCUGAUAGUGGAAGGGGCUACUUACGUGGAAGAGGUUCUAGUUAUCCGUUAAAAGAUAAGGGGAGGAAAAGAGGACAUGAUGACAGUGAGGAAGAGGAGGAGUGUAUUGUUAGUGGACGUGGCCAUGGACAGGAUUUUAUCACUGCAAAAGAUCAAUAUGUUAUUGAUCAGAAGAGAAAGUUUGGAAGAGGAGGAGGAGGAGGGAGAGUUCCAAGAGCUAGAGCUGAUGUUACUAGUAAUAAUGAAGACGCUAUCAGUUUAAAUUCUUAUGGCAGCAGCAAAAAAUCACUAGGAACAAGACGGACAGCUGGUAGUAGUUUUGUGCCGCCCAUAAAGAAAAGUGACGUAUCAGAAAUAAAUUCCAGAGUAUUGUAUAGUAAUAAUGCAACAGGAGCAGCUGCUAAUGGACCUACUGUUGGGUGUAAUGUUAAUUUACCUCCUGAACUAGAAGGAAAUGAACUUUUGAAAAAUAUUGAGCCAAGAAUGAUAGAACUGAUAAUGAAUGAAAUUAUGGAUCAUGGUUCUCCGAUUGGUUGGGAUGACAUUGCUGGACUUCAGUUUGCCAAAGACACCAUCAAAGAGAUUGUAGUGUGGCCAAUGUUGAGACCUGAUAUAUUUAAAGGACUGAGGGGGCCACCUAAAGGAAUUUUACUUUUUGGUCCCCCAGGUACUGGCAAAACAUUAAUUGGUAAAUGUAUAGCUAGCCAAGUAAGGGCCACAUUCUUCAGCAUCAGUGCUUCUUCACUUACCUCUAAAUGGGUGGGGGAGGGUGAGAAGAUGGUUCGUGCUUUAUUCAGUGUAGCAAGAUGCUAUCAACCAGCUGUUGUAUUCAUUGAUGAAAUAGACUCUCUUCUCUCUCAGAGAUCAGACAGUGAGCAUGAGUCAUCUCGGAGGAUAAAGACAGAGUUUCUUGUCCAGCUGGAUGGUGCUACUACUGAUGAUAAUGAUAGACUCCUAGUGAUAGGUGCUACAAACAGACCCCAAGAGAUUGAUGAGGCUGCAAGGAGGAGACUAGUCAAGAGACUCUACAUACCAUUGCCUGACUCUGUGGCUAGGAAAGAAAUAGUGCUCAAUUUAUUAAAGGAUCAGAAGUAUUCGUUAUCAGAGGAAGACACUGCCAACUUAUGCGAAGCAAGCAAAGGUUAUUCUGGGUCUGAUAUGGCUAAUCUGUGUCGUGAGGCUGCCCUUGGCCCCAUUAGAGAUGCAGCUCAUAACAUUCAACACAUUUCACCUGAUGAGGUCAGACCUGUCAAUUAUCAUGAUUUUGAAGAUGCUUUUUGCAACAUUCGUGCUAGUGUCUCUGAUAAAGAUUUAGAAGUGUAUACUAAUUGGAACAAGAAGUAUGGCUGUGGUAAUUCAAGCAGCAAAAGACAGACAUGAAUACAUGCACACACACACACACACACACAUAUCAUGUAUCAUGUAUUGUUACAUGGUAAACUUAUUAACAGGUAUGAUAAUCAAUAAUGAUUACACACACACACACACAUGAAGAUAAUCAAUACUCCACACAUUCAUGCAUAACUGUAUACACAUGUACAUUAUUUAUAUGCAAAUCAUAUCACCCUUACUAUUGGCAGAUGGUUAUUCGAUUUGCAUGCAUGUUUGUAGCUAAUUUGGCAGAAAAGCAAUUUUAUAUCCAA
Amphimedon queenslandica is the source of this 2245-nucleotide messenger RNA. Its product is annotated as fidgetin-like protein 1. Gene Ontology annotation, molecular function: ATP binding; ATP hydrolysis activity; microtubule severing ATPase activity. The coding region runs from base 24 to 1982 and encodes 652 amino acids. NCBI's taxonomy places the organism in Eukaryota, Metazoa, Porifera, Demospongiae, Haplosclerida, Niphatidae. The transcript has 19 exons. The record is from RefSeq and is a predicted model, not a curated record.